AUGAUCUUGUACUUGCAGCAAGGUGUUUUACCCAUAGAUGCUGAAGCAUCAAGGCUGGUCAGGAAAAGAGCUCAUGAUUAUACACCGAUCGGGGAGCAGCGAUACAAACGGGCAUUCUCUCGAUCCUUACUCAAAUGCUUGGGCUUGGAUGAAGCGGAGUAUGCUUUGAAGGAGAUUCACCAGGGGUGUUGCGGUAGCCACGUGGGAGGAAGGGCAUUGUCUUGGACGAUAUUGCUAGCCGGGUACUUCUGGCACACCUUGCAGAAGGAUGCCCAGCAGAUGUUCGAGAUCCCCGACAAGUUAGUCUCAGAUAACGGGAGGCAAUUCCAAGGACGCAAGAUUCAGGAAUGGUGCCAAGGGUUUGGCAUCACCCAGGCCUUCACUUCCGUGGCAUACCCUCAGAGCAACAAACAGAUCGAGGUCAUCAAUAGGGAGAUAGUGUGUGGGUUCAAAGUCAAGCUGGAUCAUGUAGGUGGUAACUGGAUGGAAGAGCUACCUAGCAUCCUUUGGGCCUACCUAACGACACCUUAA
Messenger RNA from Zingiber officinale, 531 nucleotides. RefSeq lists its product as uncharacterized. The transcript is spliced from 2 exons. Gene Ontology annotation, biological process: DNA integration. The coding region runs from base 1 to 531 and encodes 176 amino acids. The record is from RefSeq and is a predicted model, not a curated record. NCBI's taxonomy places the organism in Eukaryota, Viridiplantae, Streptophyta, Magnoliopsida, Zingiberales, Zingiberaceae. Gene Ontology annotation, molecular function: nucleic acid binding.